UCAGCCUGGUCGUGCAUGGUGUGUGCCAUGUGGGUGAAUGGAAACGCAGUCGCUCCUCAUAGAUCGACUGAAAAACUGCAGGAGAUUUCAGCUUAAUUGAUAAUGAACCGUAUGUAAUCGUUUAUUUGCAACUAUUCCAAGUAAAGCACAAAGUAUUUCUGUUCGUCAUGGGCAAAAAUAAGAAUAAAGGAAGGGCUGCCAGGCGGUAUACAGGGAGUGCAAAGAAAGACUCAAAAUCCAAACAAAUUGACGACAGUGGAAUGGAAUCCGGAAUGGAGUCUGAUAUGGAAACAGAUACAGUGGCUCCCACAGAGAGACAGCCUGGAAGAGUGUCCGUUGGUUUUCCCAAGUUAGACGGCUACACUUCAGAUGCAGAGCCCGAUACAAGAGAACUCGUCAAACAGAUGAACAGGAAGAAGAAGAAAUCUGGAGGUUUCCAGUCGAUGGGUUUAUGUCAUCCAGUUUUUAACGGAAUAAUGAAGAAAGGUUACAAGAUUCCAACACCGAUCCAGAGAAAGUGUAUCCCCAUAAUAAUGGAGGGUAAAGAUGUCGUUGCCAUGGCAAGGACAGGCAGUGGUAAAACGGCGGCUUUCCUCCUCCCCAUGUUUGAGAGACUCCAACAGAGAUCAGCCAAGUCUGGAGCGAGAGCCCUCAUCCUCUCUCCAACGAGAGAGCUGGCGCUUCAGACAUUGAAGUUCUCAAAAGAGCUCGGUCGUUUCACAUCCCUAAAGGCGGAAGUAAUCCUGGGUGGGGACAAACUUGACGAUCAGUUUGCAGCAUUACACGAGAACCCUGACAUAAUCAUCGCGACGCCGGGACGUCUGCUCCACGUCUUGGUUGAGAUGGAGAUGAGGUUGAAGUACAUUGAGUAUGUGGUGUUUGACGAAGCAGACAGACUUUUUGAGAUGGGUUUCGCCGAGCAGCUCCGUGAGAUUCUUCACUCUCUGCCCCAGCAUCGUCAGACGCUACUCUUCUCGGCAACGCUGCCCAAAUCUCUCGUUGAGUUUGCCAAGGCUGGACUGAACGACCCGACCCUCAUACGGCUUGACGUCGAGACCAAGAUAUCAGAUCAACUCAAGAGUUCCUUCUUCUUCCUGAGACAGUCUGAUAAGAUUGCCGUCCUGCUGCAUCUUCUACGGGAGGUGGUCAAGCCGGACGAUCUGACCGUCGUCUUCAUGGCAACCAAACACCACGUGGAAUAUGUAAAAGAGAUCCUUACAAUGGCCGGUAUUAACUGCACGUACACCUACAGUGACUUGGAUCACACGGCAAGAAAGAUCAACGUGGCCAAGUUUACCCACAAGAAGACCAAAGUCAUGCUGGUGACAGACGUGGCUGCCCGUGGUAUUGACAUUCCAAUGCUAGACAAUGUCAUCAACUACAACUUCCCUGGCAAACCAAAGCUGUACGUUCAUCGAGUUGGUCGUGUGGCUAGAGCAGGAAGGAGCGGUAAAUCCUACUCACUGAUUGGUCCAGAUGAGCUGCCUUACUUACUAGAUCUUCAUCUCUUUCUUGGUAGAAGUCUCAAGUUGGGUUCGCCCCACGAAACAGAGGAUGAGGAUGGAUUGAUCGGGCGUGUCCCUCAGAGCAUCAUCGAUGAGGAAGGGGAGCUCGUUGGUAAUUAUCACAACCAGUCAGUGGAACUGGAGUCGCUCCAGAAGGCCUGUAACAACGCUGCUAAGCACUACCUCAAGACCAGACCCAACCCAUCCACAGCCAGCCUGAAACGAGUCAGGGAGAUGGGCAUCAUGGGGAUUGGGUACCAUCCUAUUCUUGAAAUUAAGGACAACAAGCAGGAAAAUAAAAGGGUGCAACUUGUAGAUAAUAUCAAGAACUACAAACCCAAAACGACAAUCUUUGAAAUCGCUACAUCCACAAAAAGCCUCGCCCACCAGAUCAUGAAAUCAAAGCGGCGUUACCAUGGAGAUAUCGUUAAGAAGAACCGGGUUGUGUCGGUUCCAAAGGCUGAUGGAGGGGCUGCAGGAGAAUCAAGAUUACCGGAGGUUCAGAGUACAGAUAAAGACAUUGAGGAUGCAUUCAGUGCGAUUAUUGCGCCUGGUUGCAAGAGGAAAUCUGAGAAGUACGUAAGCAGCAUCGCCAAACCCAAGAAGCCCAAGUUGGAAGUCAAGACAGACCAUAGAGAUAAGGAGUACUACAUCUCGCACUUUGCUCCUGAUAGCCAGACGGAACAAGGUCUGAGUGUUGGAACAUUUGAUCAGCAAGCAGAGAGUGCCGUGUUGGACAUGACACAAGAUGACAACAACACCAUGUUGAAACAACGCGGGAAGAUUAAGUGGGAGAGGAAGAAGAUGCGCUUUGUAAACGAAGUUGGCCGAGAGGGACCCAAGAAAAUCCGCACCGAGAGUGGAGCACUCAUCCCAGCAUCCUACAAGAAAAAUAUAUACAAAGACUGGCUGGAGAGAAGUAAAGCUGACGCUCGGGCAGAGGCCGAAGAGAGCGACAAAGAGGAUGAAGAUGACAAGAAGAAGAAUAACAAAGGAGCGAAAUUCUCAACGCUCGGUAUGAGUCGCUACAAGAAGAACCAAAUGAAGAUUGUCAAUAAAUCCUCAGGCUCCAAGUACGACCAGCCCCUGCCCAGGAAGAGGAAGGGCGGAGCUCAAGGCGGAGGAGGCAAGAAGGGCAAGAAGCCUAUGAGAGGAGAGGUUAAGAGUCAUGAGCAGGUGUUGAAGUCCAGACGGACCAAGGAGAAGAACAAGGCUCGCAACAUCCCCAAGAAGCAGAGACAGCAAGAGGUCAAGAAGAAGAUGGACAAUCGUCAGUUGAUGCUGAUGAAGAAGUCCAAGUUUAACAAGAGAAAAUAAGCGGGAGUGUUCAGGAAUGAAAAGAUGGAAGAGAUCGCCAGAUGUGAUUCAGAAGAUCAAGAGAAGUUAGGAAUUUGCCUGGUCGACAAGUGUGACUAGCAUCGUAGUUGCGACUAACUAUUGCUUAGUCGAGUAGCGACUACCGUUUUUCAACUACUCUGAUUAAUACCACAAAAACAGUUGCGACUACCUGUUUGGUGAACAAUCGUGCUGACUAU
Molecule: messenger RNA, 3040 nt
Organism: Asterias rubens (European starfish)
Lineage: Eukaryota; Metazoa; Echinodermata; Asteroidea; Forcipulatida; Asteriidae
Product: ATP-dependent RNA helicase DDX54-like
Exons: 17
Coding region: 168-2822 (884 amino acids)
Cellular component (GO): nucleus
Molecular function (GO): RNA helicase activity; ATP binding; RNA binding
Source: RefSeq, a predicted model, not a curated record